Dioszegia hungarica is the source of this 579-nucleotide messenger RNA. RefSeq names its product putative endoplasmic reticulum protein. The coding region runs from base 1 to 579 and encodes 192 amino acids. The transcript is spliced from 7 exons. Gene Ontology annotation, cellular component: EMC complex. Gene Ontology annotation, biological process: protein folding in endoplasmic reticulum. NCBI's taxonomy places the organism in Eukaryota, Fungi, Basidiomycota, Tremellomycetes, Tremellales, Bulleribasidiaceae. The record is from RefSeq and is a predicted model, not a curated record.
AUGCCCAUCGCCCUCGACUAUAACACAGCGACCAGCUCGUCAAAAAACAUCCCGGACCCACCAGGUCAUCUCGCCCGACUCUCCUUGAAGGAGGCCACCAAGAAAGAAGCAGCAGCCAAGCCAGAUGAGAAGAGCAUAGCGCUCAAGAACCGCCGGUCUGAUGAGCUCAAGAUGAAGCGCGCAUGGGAGCUGGCGACUUCACCUGCCAAGAGUCUGCCCAUGCAGGCUGUCAUGCUGUAUUUCUCAGGCUCAGGCGUCCAGAUCUUCUCGCUCGGAAUGAUCUUCAUGCUGCUUACUUCGCCACUGACUGCUAUCGCUGGGAUAUUACGAGCCUUUGAAGCGCUCCGCCCCUCCCCUCCAUCCGACUCAUCAUCCGAUGCUCCAGCAGAGCCGUCAUAUCUUCCGCUAGCAGGACCGAUGGCAUUAUAUGCGGCAUGCCAAGGGCUCGUCUUGGCGCUGGGAUUAUGGAAAUGCUGGAGUAUGGGCGUACUCCCUUCGGGCGCAGCAGAUUGGCUGCAGUUUGAAACGAGAUUAGAGCCACCAGAAUGGUCUGCUAUCCGCUCACUCUCGCUCGGAUAG